AUGAAGCGGUUCAUGGCCAUGCUGAAUAGGCAUAAAAACAAGGAUCUUCCACCAGCCAAACUGCUGGAUCUAGCAGGACAGCUUUGCCAGGACUUCCAGAGCUCAUCUCCCACCCUGGAGAAGCUGGUUGGGGCCAUUAUGGCAUGCAAACACAAGGCACAUUUUCUCACCAACAUUCACAUAGUCCGAGCUUGCGUGUUGGUUCAUAUCCGUAAAGGACAGCAUGACACAGCCUGCAGACUCCUGGAGUGUUGCAGGGCAGAAGAAAAAGAGGAGCUGGUACAACUUUGGCAUGAGAUUCACUACCAGCAGGUUAUGGAGAAGCACCGCACGGACUUUCUCACCCCCCUGCAGAAGUUCCGCUGCAGGAAGAGGAAUCCUCCGCCUGUUUCCCUUUGUCCUGAAGGUCUGAAGAAUCGAAACUAUCCAAAUAAAGUCCGCCAGGAACUGCACAGGUUUGCAGCAGAGGUGACGACAAAUCCAAACAAGGAACAGCGGGAGGGAUUGGCUCAGGACAUGAAUCUGCAGCCAACUCAGGUCUAUAACUGGUUUGCAAAUUAUCGACGUCGUCAAAAAUCCCGGCUUGCUUGCGUGGAAAAGCUCACCAGCUCAUGCCCUGAGAAGGCUUUAACUCAUCAUGCACAGGAGCAGCAGGACAGAGGAGCCUGCACUCCACAAACUACAGCUUUAUGCAGAGCACUGGGCUGUAUGAAGCAAGGACAAGCAAGGCUUUGCUGACCACUCAUAAUACUGAACUACCUGUAGCUUUUUGCACUGAGGCUGUGCUGGAACCGGGAACCUGCUUUAGCUCUGCUGUCCUGCAGACCAGAGAAGCACCAAGCAGUUCUGAUGUCAGCCCACGGCUGGAUAACUUUGUCCUGUGCUCUUGUGGAUCACUUACCUUCCCUGGCGAACAGCUGGCCAUGUGGCAGGCCCCUUCCAGUGCCAGAGCAGCCUCUGGCUCCAUGUGGACCCCAAGUAUAGAAGUUCCUGUCAAACUGUGUUUAGCAAACCUCAGUGCCCACCUGUUUCGGCACCGUGCAUGGAAGGAAGCCAAGCCCUGGGACAAAGCCAGGUACUGGAGGAUCCUGUUGAUGACCCAUCAACCAAUGAUACAUUCUGGGCAGCAUGGCUGCUCUUUGAAUUCUCAGCUGGAGGACGAAUGUGACCUGCCUGCAGAGAAACUAAAUGCGGUCUGCA
This is a messenger RNA of Rhea pennata, 1200 nucleotides long. It is a transcript of the gene ANHX, whose product is annotated as anomalous homeobox. Bases 1 to 738 code for a protein of 245 amino acids. The record is from RefSeq and is a predicted model, not a curated record. Lineage: Eukaryota; Metazoa; Chordata; Aves; Rheiformes; Rheidae. Gene Ontology annotation, molecular function: DNA-binding transcription factor activity, RNA polymerase II-specific; RNA polymerase II cis-regulatory region sequence-specific DNA binding. Gene Ontology annotation, biological process: regulation of transcription by RNA polymerase II; regulation of skeletal muscle cell proliferation; skeletal muscle fiber development. The transcript is spliced from 7 exons. Gene Ontology annotation, cellular component: nucleus; transcription regulator complex.